AUGUUCUUAAAGGAAGUUUACUUAAGUGUUACAAGGAAGAGGUUCAAUUUGAUGGAAACAGUUUCUGUUGACAUAAUCGAAAUUACUUAUAAUUUUCUAUGUAUUGUCGAAGUCGAUCAAUUAAUGAUCGCUCUCUGGACAGACCUGAAAUUAAGAAAUGAUAUUUUGUUUCUCAUUCUCCUGAUUCAGGAUUAUUUCACAAAAGUUUUGCUAGACCUACUUAGAAAGAAGCAGUACUCACAACGUAUGAAAAAAUUAGGUUACGCCUUCCAAGGAAAGGAUUUGAGAUCCAUCUCACUGGCGUUGUAUUUUUGUUUUUCUCUCUUAUUUUGCUAGUUCGCUGUUGUAGUCGUUAUCUGAAAUGAUUUGUAGGAACAGAUGAAUGAGAUGCGGUCUGCCUUAGUCGUUCGUUAUUCUGAAUGUUAGUUAAUGUGUCUUCUACCGCUUCCGUGAGGUUGAAUUAGUAGCCUACACCGUGCCUACUUAAAGGCCGCCUCGCUCCACUGGAUAUAGAAGCAAUAAUGGAUGUUGUGAAAUAGAUGAGAGGCUUGAACAACAAAACAAGGUGAUAGUGAGAGGUAUGUUGUAAAAAUGAUAGUAGAGAUUGUUGAAUAAUAUGAAUAUGUUGUUGUUAUGUUUAAAGAUUAGGAUUACAACAUUAUUUGUACACAACAAGGACGUUUGAACUAUUUGUACACAAGAUAGAACAAGAAAGAAAAUAACGUCGCAGGAGGUCAAGUAUUAAGAUUACGAUGAAGGCGGUGACGAUGAUACUUACUCCGAGAAGAAUUUUCAAGGGCACAAGUUGCCUUGACUAAACCAAAGGAUCGCUCUGAUAGAUUACAUGGUGAGGAAAUUCAAUUGUGGACUUUCAAUUAUGUCGACCUCCCUCAUUUCUGUACACUUUUUGACUCUUUUCUUGCCCCUUGAAUCUGAAUCUUGCAUCAGUAGCCCCAUCGUGUAACGAUUACUACACCCUGGAGCCCUGAGUGGUGGCGGUCGUUUUCCAGUUCUUUGCGUCUAGAGAGCUGCAACAAAAGCGAAAA
Amoebophrya sp. A25 is the source of this 1046-nucleotide messenger RNA. The record is from the annotation of a GenBank genome assembly. NCBI's taxonomy places the organism in Eukaryota, Dinophyceae, Syndiniales, Amoebophryaceae.